Molecule: messenger RNA, 2185 nt
Organism: Panicum virgatum (switchgrass)
Lineage: Eukaryota; Viridiplantae; Streptophyta; Magnoliopsida; Poales; Poaceae
Product: subtilisin-like protease SBT4.3
Exons: 7
Coding region: 87-2051 (654 amino acids)
Biological process (GO): proteolysis
Molecular function (GO): serine-type endopeptidase activity
Source: RefSeq, a predicted model, not a curated record
CCCGUUUCUCUGACACAAAUCUCUGAACAAGGCAGAACAAAUUGUAUCGACUGAUUUUACGAGCUACAUCCAUAUGCAGCUCUGCUAUGGACAGGAUGGUCUACAGCUACAAGAGGAGCAUCAAUGGCUUCGCGGCCAGGCUGACGGAGCAGGAGAGGCGGAAGCUCGCCGGCACGGAGGGCGUGGUCUCCGUCUUCCCGAGCCGGACGUACCAGCUCCAGACCACAAGGUCGUGGGACUUCCUCGGCUUCCCCAGGAACGCGCGCCGGAGCCUGCCCACGGAGGGGGAGGUCAUCGUCGGCAUGCUCGACACCGGCGUGUGGCCGGACUCCCCAUCCUUCUCCGACGCCGGCCUCGGCCCGCCGCCGGGCAGGUGGAAGGGCGCCUGCCUCAACUUCACCUGCAACAACAAGAUCAUCGGCGCCCGCGCGUACAGGCAGGGGCGCGCCGGCCUGUCGCCGGUGGACACCGCGGGGCACGGCAGCCACACGGCGUCGACGGUGGCCGGGCGCGUGGUGGAGGGCGUCGGCCUCGCCGGCGUGGCCGCCGGGUCGGCCCGCGGCGCGGUGCCGGGCGCCAGGCUGGCCAUCUACAAGGUGUGCUGGGACGACUUCUGCGCCGGCGAGGACAUCCUGGCGGCGUUCGACGACGCCAUCGCCGACGGCGUGGACGUGAUCUCCUUCUCCAUCGGCGGCAAGCUCCCGGCGCCCUACUUCGAGGAUGCCGCGGCCAUCGGGUCGUUCCACGCCAUGAGGUGCGGGGUGCUCACCUCCGCGUCCGCCGGCAACUCCGCGCUCACCGGCGGGCGCGUCGGCAACGUCGCGCCGUGGAUGCUGUCCGUCGCCGCGAGCAGCACCGACCGCCGGCUCGUCGCCAAGCUGGUCCUCGGGGACGGCAAGACCAUUGUGGGAGCCUCUGUUAACAUCUUCCCCAAGCUUGAGAAAGCUCCACUUGCCCUCCCAAUCAACGGACAGUCAUACAGGGGGAAGAUCCUUUUCUGCCCCAGAGGAAGCAACGGCACCGGCCCUCUCCAGGCCGGCGCCGCCGGCACGGUCAUCGUCAACGCCGAGCCCGACGUCGCGUUCGUGUUCCCCCUCCCUGCAGUGACAAUCGCUGAGGACCAGUUCACCGAAAUUCUAGCAUACGUCAACAGAACACGUACUGAUCCUGUGGGCAGCAUCCACAGCACAGAGGCAAACUUCAACUCCGAGGCGCCGAUCGUCGCCUCCUUCUCCUCCAGGGGGCCAAACUUGAUCAGUCCUGGGAUCCUGAAGCCUGACCUGUCGGCGCCGGGGAUCGCCAUCCUGGCGGCGUGGACGCCGCUGUCGCCGGUGUCCGGCAACCUCAGAGACAACAGGUUCGCGGCGUACAACGUCAUCUCCGGCACAUCCAUGGCGUGCCCGCACGCCACCGGCGCGGCGGCGUACGUCAAGUCCUUCCACCCCGGCUGCACAUCGUUCCAGGUGAUCAAGCUUACGAGAUGGCGACACUGUGCACGUGCAGCCACGCCGAUGGACCCGGCGCGCAACCCGGGCGGCGGCGAGCUCGUCUACGGCGCGGGGCAGCUCAGCCCGGCGCGGGCGCGCGACCCGGGCCUCGUCUACGACGCGCGCGAGGACGACUACGUCCGCAUGCUCUGCGCGGAGGGGUACAACGCCACGCAGCUCCGGGUGGUCACCGGCUCCGACGGCACCGCCUGCCCGGCCGCCGGCGCCGCCGCCGCCGACGACCUCAACUACCCGACGAUGGCGCACCACGCCGCGCCGGGGUUGAACUUCACCGUCCGCUUCCCGCGCACCGUCACCAACGUCGGCGCGCCGGGGCGCUCCGUGUACACCGCCAGGAUCGUCAGCUCGGGGCCGUACAUCAGAGUCGCCGUCGCGCCGAGGAGGCUGGCGUUCAGCAGGCCGCUGCAGAAGUUGUCCUUCACCGUGACGGUCUCCGGCGCACUGCCGGCGGGGAACGAGUUCGUGUCGGCCGCUGUCGUGUGGUCCGACGGUGUACGUCAGGUUAGGAGUCCGAUUAUUGUGCACACGGUGGAUGUUCAAUAGAGUAACACACUGGCAGAUUGAGGAGACUGUUCAGGAAAGUUCAUUUUGUUGCCAAUGUUGCAACAGCUGACAAAACAAUGUUGGGGACAAUUCCUCAUCUGUCAUUGGAAAAUCCCCAAUCCUAGAUAUGUCAU